UCAAUGAAAGUGACUCGAUUUACUGGAGAUAUACGAACAUGGAACAUGUCAGCUCAAGUGCGAAUAUGGUUGUUGAGUUCCCGUCACGUUCCAGAAUGAGUGAUACCCAGAAUGUGCACAGCUCGGCAUCGUCGGAUAGCGAUUCGACGGAGCAGAACUCGGCCAACAAGACGGACGAAUGUUGCCCGGCCUCGCCGACGACGGUUCCGACCAAGUUUACCCGGUCCAAUUCGACUGGGUCCCAGAUGCGGUCCCCGAAGCCACGCCGUCAGCGAACGACAUCGGUCAACCAGAACACGAUCAAUUCGAAUGAGGCCAUUAUACGGUCCAAUAAUCGUACUAUUUAUACUGCUGGGAGACCACCCUGGUACAAUUGUGCUGGCCAACAGGUUGAACCAUUUGUGAUUGGAAUCUGCGGCGGUAGCGCUUCCGGUAAGACCACGGUGGCUCAGAAGAUAAUCGAAAGCUUGGACGUACCGUGGGUAACUCUGCUUUCGAUGGAUUGUUUUUAUAAGAUUCUGAACGAGAAGCAGCAUGCUCAAGCGAUUAAGAAUGAGUAUAAUUUCGAUCAUCCAGACGCGUUCGACAUUGAGCUUAUGAAGGACGUCAUCCAGCGCCUGAAGGAAGGUCGCAAGGUUGAGGUUCCGGUGUAUAAUUUUGUGACACAUUCGCGGGAGCAACACACAAAAACGAUGUACGGUGCGAAUGUUAUUAUUUUCGAGGGGAUUCUCACAUUUCACAACCCCGAAAUUCUUUCCAUGCUGGACAUGAAAAUUUUCGUAGACACUGAUGCGGAUAUUCGCCUGGCUAGACGCAUGAAGCGGGACAUCCAACAGCGUGGCCGCGAUUUAGAAGGUGUGCUGAAACAAUAUUCAACGAUGGUUAAACCAGCUUAUAGUAACUAUAUUGCCCCGACGAUGGCCCAUGCCGAUAUCAUUGUGCCCCGUGGUUCGAGCAAUCUGGUGGCCAUUCAGCUGGUCGUUCAGCAUGUCCACACACAACUACAACUAAGAGGAUUCAAGCUUCGAGAAGCACUAGCACAAUCGUACAUCGGGCAACCGAUGCCAGAAUCGUUGAAACUUUUACCGACCACACCCCAAGUUAAGGGACUGCACACCUUCAUCCGGAACGCCGGCACCCUUCGGGAUGAAUUCAUAUUUUAUUCGAAGCGGUUGAUUCGAUUGGUGCUCGAAUAUGCCUUAAGUUUGUUACCGUUCAAAACGGUUGAGGUUGACACACCUCAAGGAGUCUCUUACGCCGGAAAACGAAUGGCUUGCCAGAAGGUCUGCGGAGUGUCGAUUCUUCGCGCAGGGGAAACUAUGGAGCAGGCAGUGAGUGAUGUCUGCAAACACAUCAGAAUCGGAAAGAUUCUGAUUCAAACCAAUCAGUGCACCGGGGAACCGGAGCUCUAUUACUUGCGACUGCCGAAGGACAUUAAAGACUAUCGAGUUAUUCUGAUGGAUGCAACCGUUGCAACUGGUGCUGCGGCCAUAAUGGCCAUAAGAGUGCUGCUGGACCACGACGUUCCAGAGGAGAAUAUUAUGCUGGUGUCGCUGCUGAUGGCAGAAAUUGGGGUCCACUCGAUAGCUUAUGCUUUUCCCAGGGUGCAGAUUGUGACUUCGGCGCUGGACCCGGAAAUCAACGAAAAGUUCUACGUUAUCCCCGGAAUAGGAAACUUUGGUGACCGAUAUUUUGGCACCGAGCCAACCGAUGGUGAAAUUAUGUAUGAGUAAUCAGCAGCCGUGCCCCUCUGCCAGUUAGCCGUGGAUUGCCAUUGACGUAAUUGACUUUUUUUUAUUGUAAGCAAAUUGUAUUUUUUAAACACAUGUUAGUAAUAAGUUUGAAAGUUCUGAAA
This is a messenger RNA of Uranotaenia lowii, 1855 nucleotides long. Its product is annotated as uridine-cytidine kinase-like 1. Gene Ontology annotation, cellular component: cytoplasm. The record is from RefSeq and is a predicted model, not a curated record. Gene Ontology annotation, molecular function: kinase activity; ATP binding. The coding region runs from base 39 to 1733 and encodes 564 amino acids. The transcript is spliced from 2 exons. Lineage: Eukaryota; Metazoa; Arthropoda; Insecta; Diptera; Culicidae.